Messenger RNA from Sorex fumeus (smoky shrew), 647 nucleotides. It is a transcript of the gene SFT2D3, whose product is annotated as SFT2 domain containing 3. The coding region runs from base 24 to 647 and encodes 207 amino acids. Gene Ontology annotation, cellular component: membrane. The record is from RefSeq and is a predicted model, not a curated record. The transcript has a single exon. Gene Ontology annotation, biological process: vesicle-mediated transport. NCBI's taxonomy places the organism in Eukaryota, Metazoa, Chordata, Mammalia, Eulipotyphla, Soricidae.
CUCGCUGCGCCCGCGCCGCCAAGAUGGCGGACCUGCACCGCCAGCUGCAGGAGUACUUGUCGCAGGGGAAGGCGGGCGGCGGGGACGCCCAGGAGCCGCUGCUCGCCGCGGACCCGGCGGCGGAGAGCGCGGCAGGCGGAGGGCCGGGCCGCGCGUGGCUGGAGCGCGUGGGGCUGCGCUGGGCGCGGAGGGAGCCCGCGGGCGCGGACGCGGCGUGGCUGCCCGGCCUGGGGCGCACGCAGCGGUGGGCGGCGGCCGGCGUGUGCCUGCUGCUGGCCGCGCUCUGCUUCGGCCUGGCGCUGCUCUACGCGCCGAUGCUGCCACUGCGGGCGCGCAAGUUCGCGCUGCUCUGGUCGCUGGGCUCGGUGCUGGCGCUGGCGGGCGGCGCGCUGCUGCGGGGCGGCGCGCCGUGCGCCCGGCCGCUGUCGGCGCCCGCGCUGCUCUACGGCGCCGCGCUGGUUGCCACGCUGUACGCCGCGCUGCGCCUGCGCAGCACGCCCUGGACGGCGCUGGGCGCAUGCGCGCAAGUGGCCGCGCUGCUGGCCGCGUUGCUGGAGGCGCUGCCGCGGGGCGCGGGCACAGCGCUGCGCCUGGCGCUCGGGCGCCUGGGCUCCGGCGCGCGGCUGGCCCCGGCGCUGCCCGUGUGA